GUGAAGGGAUAGAGUCUCUUCGGCGGGAUCGGUGGUUGGAGGCGCCUGUGUGCCAGCAAGAAGCUGUGAAAGAAACCCCAGGCAGGCUUCGCGAGCAGGAGGGACUGAGCAGCGAGCGGAGGAGCAGAAAACGGCUUGCUCUAAGGACCUGCGGCGACGUGCAUCUCCACUGGGUUCACAAUGAAAGCCUUCCAACUCAGCAUGCCCCUGGCUUUUCUUGUGCUCCCAUUCUUUGUGCUUGGGGCUCCCAGUGAGGAGCUUGGCCGGCAAGAAGUCCCUACCAGCUUGAGUGGUUGCAAGAGAUGUUGUGAUUCUCUAGAUGUCCCUGGGACCUCCGAAGGUGGAGACAGACCUCAAGCGUUGCCAUUCGUAAUGCCAGAAGUUCGUCCAUAUAUCAACAUCACAAUUCUGAAAGGAGAAAAAGGAGAUCAAGGAGAGUCUGGAGUUCCUGGGAAAUGGGGCAAAGAGGGACCCCCUGGUGAUCAGGGACCCCAGGGUCCAAAGGGCAGCAAGGGACAAAUGGGGGCACCUGGAGAUCCCUGCAAGCACCAGUAUGCAGCUUUCUCAGUGGGCAGGAAGAAGGCUCUUCACAGUAAUGAAGGCUACCAGGCUUUGAUCUUUGACACUGUCUUUGUGAACCUCUAUAGCCACUUUGACAUGUUUAAGGGUAAGUUCUACUGCUACGUGGCAGGCCUGUAUUUUUUCAGUCUCAAUGUCCACACCUGGAAUUUCAAGGAGACCUACAUGCACGUCAUGCGGAAUGACCAAGAGGAAGUCAUUCUCUAUGCUCAGCCCAGUGACCGCAGCAUCAUGCAAAGCCAGAGUUUGAUGCUGGAGCUGCGGGAGAACGAUGAGGUUUGGGUGCGCCUCUACAAGCGACAGCGUGACAAUGCCAUCUACAGUGACGAUGUGGAUGUCUACAUCACUUUCAGUGGUUAUUUGAUCAAGCCCAGUCUUGAAUAGUUGUUUCCAUCCAAAGCACAAAUUCAACCUCUAAACAUCCUCUUGAUUUCCUGUGAACGUCUGCAAAUAGUACAGAAUAUGACCAACAGAUCUGAAAACAGAGAGAGAGCACUGAAGAAAACUUUUUUUUUUCUUUUGAAAAUGCCAACUGAAAAAAAAAUAUUCAUGGAUCAAAAAACAUUCCAGAAAAGUCUUGCUGGUUUAUGUGUCCUUCUCAACACUAGAUCUGAUUGUAACGUAUGGACUGGGAAUCCUAAGCAGCCUCAUAAAAUCUCUGCUAACUCAGAAUCAUUUUGUAAACAUCUUUGUUUGGACAUAACACUUCCUAAGCAGAAUGUUCUAAUUUAGAUUGUUUACAUGAAGUAAACUCUUUGAGGUAUCUCAAGUGAGAUAAGCUACCAUAUCUUAUCUACAAAUCUACAAACCAAAUGUAGAUCAACCAAAAUAUGUUAUUUUGGCAUUUCAAGUGCCUGACAGCCCUCUUCUUUUUGCUAAGAAUUCCUGGUGGGAAGCCUUGUAUGACUGAUAGUUGCCAUCACCUUCACAAAAUUUACAUUUGUAAAUGUUCUAUAGGGUUAGUAAAUGUAAUUCUACAUCUGUGUAAUGGACAUGUGCAUUUGUGCAUCAGUGCAAUGGACAUGUAAUACACUGUAUAACACUGCAGGGAUCUUUUCCAUCACUAUGUUAAACAUAUGCAGGAUUAGGAUUUAACCCAGGGUGGCAAAAGAGUAGAAAUAAUGCUUCCAACUUAUCCC
Messenger RNA from Pseudonaja textilis, 1718 nucleotides. RefSeq names its product C1q and TNF related 6 (gene C1QTNF6). Gene Ontology annotation, molecular function: protein binding. The record is from RefSeq and is a predicted model, not a curated record. Lineage: Eukaryota; Metazoa; Chordata; Lepidosauria; Squamata; Elapidae.